Molecule: messenger RNA, 1320 nt
Organism: Fusarium vanettenii 77-13-4
Lineage: Eukaryota; Fungi; Ascomycota; Sordariomycetes; Hypocreales; Nectriaceae
Exons: 7
Coding region: 1-1320 (439 amino acids)
Source: RefSeq, a predicted model, not a curated record
AUGGACCAGUCUAUCAUUCGCAUCUCCAAGGAGCUCAGCGACAUUCAGAAGAGUUCCGACUUGUCACUCGCCGUGGCAUGUCGCGACAUCGAUGUUCGCAAUGUCAAGGCUCUCAUCAUGGGCCCUCACGAGACCCCGUACGAGUUUGGCCUUUUUGAGUUCGCUAUCCGAUUUCACAAAGAUUACCCUUCCAAGUCCCCCACCGUCCACUGCGUUACUACGAACGGUGGGCGCUGUCGGUUUAACCCCAACAUCUACUCUAGCGGCAAAGUCUGCCUGACGUGGCGUGGAGAGCGCGGAGAGGAGUGGUCGUCAGCCCAAGGACUGGAAUCCAUUCUACUCUCCAUCCAGAGUCUCCUGUCCUCGAACCCAUACGAAAACGAGCCAGGCUUCGAGGAUGCUAAUGAUGAAUCGGACAAGAAGGCGCAGAAGGAUUAUGUCCAAAAGAUCCGCCACGAAACGUUGCGAAUUUCCGUCAUCCAACGCCUCGAAGGUUACCUCGGGUUGACCGCCCACGGCCCCCCACACAUAGACGAAGCCAGCGAUGGGGAUCUCGACGAUGACGAUAUCGACGAGUCUAGUGUGCCAUUUGAGCCAUUCAAAGAUCUCUGCAAGCGUCGAUUCUUGUGGUAUUUCGAGUCGUACUUGGCGGCGGUUCAAAAGGGCAAAUCUGAAACAAGGGACGGCCAGGUGUUCGCUCGAAUGCCUUUCGAGUCGCCUGGGAGCAACAGUAUGGAUGGCAAAUUCAACUACACCGAACUUGAACGUCGCCUUCAUACUAUCAAGGCCGCCAUUGACGCAGAGCCUCAGAAAUGGGCCGAGGAAGGCCUGGCUUCCAAGGCACGAGAGAGCACUGUGGCUGUCAACCUUCAGCAUCAGUUUGAGCAGGUCGUCGAGGCGUUCAAGAGGGGAGACAUGCCCCAUAACGUGUUCCUCGAGAACGACAACCCCUUUUCAUGGGUGAUUACCUAUUUUGGGCGCCCAAUGACCAAUCUUGAUGGCGGCCUGUUCAGAAUCAAGAUGAACUUUAGUCCUCGGUUCCCCGAAGUGCAGCCUCGAGUCAAGUUUGAGACCAAGAUUUUCCACCAUCACAUUGCGUCAGACGGUACAGCGUGCUACACACCCAAUCCGCUCAAGAGAGAGGAUGUGAGAUCUCAUAUCGAGGCCAUCUUUUCCUUCCUCGAAGAUGACGAGCCAGCCUACGACCCACGCAAGAUCGUCAAUCCCGAGGCGAGCAAGAUGUACUGGGGAGCAGGGGCCGAUGACAAAAAGAAGUACAACCGACGGCUUCGUCGGUCAGUCCAGCAGAGCAUGGAGUAA